GCGCAUCUCCACUUCACCUUCUCGGAUCGAAGCUGCAGCCACCAGUACGGUGGAGUAUGACGAGUGAAAUUACGUCUGAAGUCGUCGACAUCGUUCGCAGACAUGCGGCCGACCGAUGGCGUCAGUUUGGGAGAACUCUUUUACAGACUGAUACAGCGGGAAUUGAAAAUAUCAUCUCAAAGCUAAGUGGCAACGAUCCACACGCUCCUAGAAGUAACGCUGAAAAGCUGAAGCGAGUUCUUGAAAGUUGGAUUGAAAGUGAAGAUGGGCCGACGUUAGUUCAACUUCGAACUGCUUGUUUGCGGGAGAAUAUACUUGGAGGAGUCGAGGUGACGUAUGCAGAACUCAGCGGAAAUUCUUCAGAACAAGACAUUUGGGUUGAAUCACUUCAUUGGAAACGUAACUUCUUACAUAGCCAUCUCUGUCAAGCAGUAGUGCAGAAUGGUGGGAGUCGAUGGCGAGGAAUUGGCCGAAAUAUUCUUGGAAAGAGCAACCAUCAGCUGGAUGAUGUAGUUGGUGCAACAACCAUCACCAACAGUCAACUCGUUGAGGAAAUAAUCUGGGCUUGGGUUGAUGAGAAUGGUGAUGACGCAACACUCUCCAAACUAAAACAAGCAUGUAGGGAAGUGUCCAUAUUAGGUGCAGUUGAACAAGAGUUGGCCAUGCUCUUGCAAUAAUGGAAUUGUAGUCAAUUUGUUUUAAUUAACUAACUGUUGUACUAAAAUAAAGCUCAAAUUGUCUGUCUCGCAGAAAUCGGCACGCACACUCGGCACGCGAAGGGAAAGG
Molecule: messenger RNA, 786 nt
Organism: Corticium candelabrum
Lineage: Eukaryota; Metazoa; Porifera; Homoscleromorpha; Homosclerophorida; Plakinidae
Exons: 2
Coding region: 57-677 (206 amino acids)
Source: RefSeq, a predicted model, not a curated record